GUGGUUUUCUCCAAGAGUGUCUGUAUAUCUGUGUCUGAGCAGAACUGGGAGGAUCAAACCAAACCUGCCUACAUCUGCAGAGACCAGGCAAAGCUGAGGAAACACGCAACAAAAAAUAUAAUGGAGGAGAACAGUGAUGAUACAGCAGCUGGAGGGGAAAGAGAAUAUAAAGCCGGCUGUCUUACAUCACAGACACAUAACAAUGCUGAAUUGGAGGAGAGUGCAGCUAAAGCCAAGUGUGAUCCAAUGAACAAUCUUCAUGAAGCUCAACACCCAGUGAUGUCUGCACUCACACUUGUGUUAAUUGGAGACUCUAAUUCCAUUGAAAUUGGACCAAAAAACAUCUUGAUUGACCAUGACGAGCCGACAAAAGUGGAUCAGUUUUCAUCCAAACUGUAUGAUUUGUGUGGUCGGCACAUCUCUGUCAUUAACAUGCUUGGUUUUCCAAACGUUGACAAAAUCCCAUUAAAUCAGGAAGUUGAUGCCUUUCUCUUGCUGUUACCAAAUAAUGUGCACAGCGGUCAUUACAAAGGAACAAUGCAGUGGUUAGAAAGCAUUUUUGGGACAGCAUUUCUGUCUUAUGUAAUAACAGUUGAGACACGUAAACAAGGUGAAAAAUGUGGAAGUGCACUGACAGUUUUGAAAGCUAAUAGCAGUUUUUCAGAGAAAAGAUACCACACAUGUACAAGAGACAUGAUGAAUGAAAAUGAGAUCACAGCUCUGUUGGAAACAAUAGACGUCAUGGUCUUGGAAAACAAGCAGAGAUACACUAGACUAAUGUGUGAUGAAAGCAAAGACCAGAGAGAAGACCUGGACAACAAACCCGACGACGAAGAACGGGUUGAGACAGGAACAGAAGAGAUGAAGACAGAGAGCCCAGCUGAACCCAAGGAAAAUCAGAGUGAUGAUCACCCAGGAGGAGAAUCUGAAGACAAGCCUGUACCAUCUGAAACAAAGGAGAAAGUGGAAGAGAUGGAGACAAAGAGCACAGCUGAAACCAAGGCAAAAUGUGAUCUACUGAGUGAACCAAAGCAGAGUGAUGAUCACCCAGGAGGAGAGUCUGAAUACAAUCCUGUACCAUCUGAACCAAAGGAGAAAGAUAUAAUGGAGGAGAGCAGUGAUGAUACAGCAGCUGGAGGGGAAGGAGAACAUGAAGCUGAUUCUCUUACAUCACGGACAAAUAACAAUGAUACUCUCAAUUUGGAAAUGUCUGGGAACAAGGACAAGCAGUCAGUGAAUAUUUCAGAAGAGACUGACAGAAAGAAACAACGUCAAAAAGAAACUGAAACACUGCUCAGCAGACUUCAUCUUCAAGACAGAUAUCCACAGAAGUUGUCACCAGCAGACUUUCUUCAAAUAGGUCUCCCUGUGAAACACAGCCAUGACGUCUCUGAGAAAGAUCUAGCUAAUACCUUUCUUCAGAGGUUAAUGAUGUUAGACUACAGGGCCAGAUAUAUUCCUGUUAAACAAGAUAAUCCUGAGUUGGGUUCUUUACAGUCUGUGCCAAUGUCUAACAGUGAUGACACAGAGGACAGUGAUGACUUAGAUGCUCUUUUUAACAAUGAUGUAGACUUUGAUCAGCCAAAACAGUCUCAGGUGCAUCCAAUGGAUGUUCAAAUGGCAGUAUUCCACUGCUCAAACAGCUUUCUAAAGCUGAACUUAAUUACAAAGUUAUCUCAGUGUCAGUACGCUUUACCUUUGCUUGUUCCAGACCCACUCACAAGGGACAUUGAAUGUCCUUUGUGGACAUUCAGACAAAUAAUAAAAACAUGGAAGAUAAAUGAAAUCAAAGCUAACUCAACAACCGUCACCAUGAAGCACAUGCCAAUCUGCAAAGCUGAAACAUCCAUGGUGUCUUUUUUCCGCCUUGGAUCGCUAUCUGUGUCUAAAUCUCAGCUCAUGAACAGUUUGAUCAACGAGCGUCACAACACUUUCUUUCACAGAAACUGCCCAGGAAGCACCAAAUCUUGCCAUUUAAUUGAUGGUAUGGCAGAGAUUGCCUGGUACUUCCCUGCUGCAACAACCGAUGAUUCCUUCACUGAUUGCAUUGCCUUCUGUAAUCUUCGUGGCGAUGCUCUACUGCUUGAAAAACAACGUGAAAUACUGACUGAAAGAUCUUCUGUCAAUGUUGUUCUUGUACCAACUCUGGAAAAAAGCCAGAAAAGUACUGGAGUCAUCUCAGCCCUUUACAAGUUUCAGAAGCCUCUCAUUAUCCUUGUUGCUGAUAGUGAUCGUGGUGCAAUAAAGAUGAAAGAGGGAAAAUACAAAAUGGGCCUGAAAGACAGAAGUCAGUCAGAUGUUUCCGACGAACUAAAAGGCCUUAUUGGAAACAUGUUGUCUGGACCCCACACAACUUUUAAGCUGGAAUCUGUGACCGAGGUCACUGGUAUCAGAGUAGAUGAAGAUGACGAGGUUUGCAAGAAAGGGAAAUCUGCUGCAAUGGACAUGGUUGGUUUGCUUCAGGGGAUGGAUGUUUUGAAGAUCAAAGGCACAUUUCUUCCUUGCCAAGGCCAACUUUGGCAUAAGUGGUGUAGAACUAACAAAGAGCUGUAUCACCUCAAAGGAGACAUUGAGGAAGAGAAAAGUAAAAAGCAACAAGAACUGACACAAAUACGACGGGAUCAAUGCAAGGCUUCCUCCAGUAAACUGAUGAAGUCAUUCACUGAUAGCCUCUUGUCUUUGCCGUCAAAAGACAAAGAGUACUACCUAAAGUGGACUCAGAUCUUAAUAGAUUCCCUCUCCACUGAUGAUCUCUCUUUAAUUCUCCAACGCUAUGAUGAAAAGUGGUCUGAGGUCUUGGAUCUGAAGAAAAAGCGUGACAAAUCUGAUCUGCUAAAAAGCAAACAAAAUGAGCUUGAACAAAUAUCCAACGAACUACAGUCAGUCACCUUCGGCUUGGAACACAUGUUUCGAGAAAUGGGACAGAUCUAUGAAGCUCAUAAGUCUCAGAAAACCCGAACUACCAGUAGACAGAAUAACUGGUCCAAAUACCCUGAGCUGGCUGCAGAUCUGAUGAUAUCGGGACAUCCAAUGGAGCUGAUGGAUGGUGAUGCAGGUCACGUGCCUUUAACAUGGAUCUCUGGUCUUUUAGAUGAAGUCAUCAAGAAACUGAAAGAUCCACAGGAUCCACAGAAAGACCUAAGGGUGUUUGUGUUGUCAGUUUUGGGCGUACAAAGCAGUGGAAAGUCAACCAUGCUAAAUGCCAUGUUUGGUUUGCAGUUUGCCGUAAGUGCUGGCAGGUGUACCAAAGGUGCCUUCAUGCAGCUGGUCAAAGUGUCAGAGGAGAUCAAGAAAGACUUCAAGUUUGACUACAUUCUAGUGGUGGACACUGAAGGACUGCGUGCACAGGAGUUGGCAGGUAAGGCCACUUAUCACCAUGACAACGAACUGGCAACAUUUGUAGUUGGUCUGGGAAACAUGACAUUGAUUAAUAUCUUUGGUGAGAAUCCAGCUGAGAUGCAAGAUGUUCUGCAGAUCAUUGUUCAGGCUUUCAUGAGGAUGAAGAAGGUUAAACUUUCUCCCAGUUGCGUGUUUGUUCACCAGAACGUUACAGAUAUUGCAGCUGCAGAGAGAAACAUGGAUGGGAAGAGACGCCUGCAAGAAAAACUGGACCAGAUGACUCAACUAGCUGCCAAAGAAGAGGUGUGUGAUGUUGAGUGCUUUAGUGACGUCAUUGCAUUUGAUGUGCAAAAAGAUGUGAAAUACUUUGCCCAACUAUGGGAGGGAAGUCCACCAAUGGCUCCUCCAAAUCCAGGUUACAGUAAGAGUGUACAAGAACUGAAGACUAUCAUCCUCUCUAAGGCUUCACAGUCUGAGGGGAUCACUCUCAAACAUUUUAAAACCAAGAUUCAUGACCUGUGGAAUGCCCUCAUGAACGAACACUUUGUUUUCAGUUUCAAAAACACACUGGAAAUUGCAGUGUACAGACAACUUGAGAUCCAGUAUGGGAACUGGACCUGGGCCCUCAGGAGCAACUUGUUGACCAUUGAAAACCAGCUUCAUACCACAAUUGAAAAUGGGAAACUUGACAAGAUUGAGCUCAACUAUCUUUCUAGAGAAAUGAGCACAAAAUAUGAAGAAAUCAAGAAAGAAAUGACAAUCUACUUCAAGGACAGCAGAGACAAAGAAAUGCUGGUUCAGUGGCAAGGCCGAUUUGAAAACAAAAUCAAGGAGUUUCUUGAGGAUGAGGUGAAGGAAGUAAAAAGAAAACUGGAUGAAGUUAUCCAGCAGAAGAAGGCUUGUAAAAAGCUGGAUGAUGAGAAGACAGAGUUUGAGAACAAGCUGCUGCAAAAGAGCAAAGAGCUGGCUCAUCAGUUAAGAGACAAGGCAACAGAUGAAAAGGAACUGAAAAAGGAGUUUGACUCUUUUUGGAGCCACUGGGUUACUGAGUUAACUGCAGAUACAAAACCCAUUGAAGAUAUCGACUUGGAGGAAGACAAAGUGAAAAUACUUGAACAGCUUUCAUUUGAAUGUUGUUUCAUAAAUGAGUCCAAAAGCAGAGGUGAUUACAAAAGGAUACCAAUAAUCGGGAAUUACUUCCAAAAGCCCAGCAAUGAAAACAAAGAAACAAGCAAAAAAAGUUGGAUGAAACGUACAUGGCAGUAUGUCCAACAAAAGACAGGAAUGACCUCAACAACACAAAAAGCAAAGAAUGUUCUUGAGCAUGAAGAACAAGAACGGAUCAGAUCCUUCAUUAAUGAUGUUGAACACCAGUCCCUUAAUGCAAUCAAGACCAAACCGGUAGCAACAAGAGGCUACAGAUCAGCCUACUUGCUAGAAGUGGCUAAAAAUGUUCAAAAUUCAAUGACAGAAUUUGAAUCAGAGAGGACAUAUAAACUAACAAAGAAGUUCACAGUGGAUCUCUUAUUGUAUGUUUUUGACAGGGCAGCGAGUUGGCUGAUAGAGUCUCACAAGACAUACAAAAUGAACAACGAUGCACACACCUACUUGGACAGCAAGAAAGACUAUUAUUACAUCAUUUUCCGAAGCUUCUGCAAAGGAAACUCAUCUGCUGUUGUGUUUGGAGAAUUGAUUUGUGAAAAACUGAAGGUUUCCACUGUGGAAGCUGUCUGUAACAAGACUGCCAUUGAUCUCGCUGAAGAGAUGAGGUGUAAUGUCCCAGCAUUCAGUGGGAACAGGAUGAACUUGGAGAAACAUGUGCUGAAAUCACUUGCAGAGAAAAAAGACUUUGAUGGUUUUAUCACGUACAUCAGACAACCAAGAACACAAGCAGAGACUUUUAUAAAAGAAGAAGUACAGAAAUACAUCUUCACAAAACAGAAAGGUAGAGCACUGACCAUACUCAAGAAAAAUGUGGAUGACAUCAAAAUCCGUGUCAGUAAAGCUUUAUUUACUGCAACAAGUGAAGUACAAGAGAAGGGAGGAAACAUAAACAUGUGGGUCAAGGAAUUUUCCAGUUUCCUGAAAACUGAUCUGACACUCGGUACCAUUUGCUGUCAAAACUUCGGUGACAUAAAGGAGUUUGACUUUCUGAAGGAAGAGAUAGAGAACGGCCUGACAUCCAUCAUGGAGGAGAUGAGCUGCAUCUCACUGGAAAAGAUGAAAGAAUUCAGGUUGCAACCUGAUCAAAUCCUCAUCGAUCAACUGUGCAAGUGUUGCUGGGUAAAGUGUCCAUUCUGUGCAGCUGUUUGCACCAACACCCUGGAAGAUCACGAUCCUGAUGACCACAGCGUCCCUUUUCAUCGAUCCACUGCAGUGAAAGGUUGGCACAAAAGAAACACAAAGAUUAUGAGUAUUGAAUUCUGCACAACAAAGGUUGCAAGUGUUCGACGUUUUUACCAUAGAGAGUCAGAGACCAGCAUUCCUUAUAAAGAGUACCGAACUGCUGGACCAAGAUAUAAAAACUGGAGAAUUACACCUGAUGAAUCGAAGCUGCCAUACUGGAAAUGGUUUGUGUGUCAAUUUCAGGAGCAACUGGAGGACCACUAUGAUUUAAAGUUUGAGGGCCGUGGAGAAAUUCCCAGUGAAUGGAGAAAUUACUCUAGAGAAGAUGCUAUUGAAAGUCUGGAUGAAAUGUUCAAACAGCCAGAAGAAUAGAUUGUGCACCUUGGAAUUAAUGGUCCCAGGAACAUUUCUUAAAUGAUCACUUCAUGGUGACGGUUCAAGAGUAAACACUUUUCUUCAUAUCGAUAAAUAUAGAGUCUGCAUGCAUGACAAAAAAAAAGCCAAAACAUUUCAAGUCUUGUAAAUAAUCUCCGACAUUUAAGAAUUUUAGAAUUAAAAGUUAAUACAUCACUUAUCAUUUACUAUUGAUUGUUCGUCAGGUGUACACAAAUUGGUUUGCUUUGUUUAAACUGAAAUAGAGAAACAAUACAGCAGUGAUUUGAUAAACAGUGAGUCAUUAAAACUAAAUGUCAAUAUUAAAUCACUGUCAUUGACAAAGUUGCUGUAUGAAGAUCUGAGUUUGAAAGCUUGAAUGAAGAAGCAGAAAAUAAUAUAGUGAUUUUUUUUCCUUAUUUGUUAUGAGUUGUAUUAUUGUUGUAUUAUCUCCAUUUUAAGUUGAAACAUGAUGAUAAACAUUACAAACAUGCUGUACACUGCACUAUUUGAAUUAUGUUAAACCUCAUUUCAGUCAUUAUAUCCACACUGAUAAGAGUUUUUGUUGUUUUAUUCAUUUGAAUCUUUCUUUGUUGAACUUUGCUGAAAUCCAGCCUGAAUAUGAAGAAAAUAUAUCUAAAGAACAUUUUCAUUUAUUGAACUAUUCAUUCAGAAAUGUAGAGUUUGAGUUUCCAUGUUAUUGAGUUUAAAUGAAGGAGAAAUAGCAAACAAUACAGUGAUUUUUUUCCUUAUUUGUUAUGAGUUGUGUUGUUGUAUUAUCUCCAUUUUAAGUUGAAACAUGAUGAUAAACAUAACAUGCUGUAUACUGCACUAUUUGAACUGUUAUGUUAACCUCAUUUCAGUUAUUAUAUCCACACUGACAGUUUUUGUUUUAUUCAUUUGAAUCUUUCUUUGUUAAACUUUGCUGAAAUCCAGCCUGAAUAUGAAGAAAUACAGCUGAAGAAUGUUUUCAUUUAUUGAACUAUUCAUUCAAAAAUGUCAAUUUUGAUCUCGCAUGUUAAGUUUUUGAAGAGUGAUAAUAAAAUAACUGCUUCAGAUGCUGAAA
Molecule: messenger RNA, 7123 nt
Organism: Amphiprion ocellaris (clown anemonefish)
Lineage: Eukaryota; Metazoa; Chordata; Actinopteri; Pomacentridae
Product: interferon-induced very large GTPase 1-like
Exons: 12
Coding region: 121-6057 (1978 amino acids)
Molecular function (GO): GTP binding
Source: RefSeq, a predicted model, not a curated record